Penicillium brevicompactum is the source of this 1329-nucleotide messenger RNA. RefSeq lists its product as uncharacterized. The transcript is spliced from 2 exons. The coding region runs from base 1 to 1329 and encodes 442 amino acids. The record is from RefSeq and is a predicted model, not a curated record. Lineage: Eukaryota; Fungi; Ascomycota; Eurotiomycetes; Eurotiales; Aspergillaceae.
AUGUCUCAACACGAAGCCCUCGAGGCCCCUGAUGGUUCCGCAUUGACAUGGAUCUUUGAUCACUGCUUGCGUUACGCCGACUCGUACGAGAUCUCACUUCGUGCCGCAUACGAACUCAACUGCAACCCCACCAAGAACCUGGCCGCCAUGGGUUCCUCGGCGUUUGCCCGCUCCCGUUCUCCUUCUUUGUUCUCCCGCAAUUCCUCUUUCUCCAAAAACACCAAGUCCACUCGCUCGUCCGGCUCAUCCUACGACGCUGGCUAUGACACCAACGCCGAAUUCCGCGCUUGUCUCACCCGCACUGUAUCGGAGCUGCCUUCCCAGCCCUGUUCGCUCCCACCCAGCUUUAUUAUCUCUUUUGUCCGCCGUUGUUUCUGUCUGGAGCUCCACAAUGUCGACUUUGCUCAGGCCUUGACCUCUCUCGAUUACUUGAAGGAUCUCCAGGGCCGCUGGAAGAAAGAGAUCGACUCCGCCUUCCGUCGACUCAACGUGACCGCCCGGGAUGCCCGGGAUCCCCAGCACUCCGAGGUUGCUCGCAAGUACCCCGGUGUCAUGGAAUGGUAUGCCGAAAUCAGCCAGAAGGCUCGUAUGAUUGAUUUCAUGUACACCCAGAUCUACGUCGGCAUGCGCCGCUGGAUCCUGCAAACUGCCUUGCUCUUCUCAACACUCUGCUGCCCCCCCGUUCGCUACGACAGCCCCACCCCCACCCAGCAACUGGCACCCAAGAUCCUCGAGAACCACCGCGACGCCUUCUUCAAGUUUAUUACCACCUACGAGGCCAACCCUGGAAUCCUGGAGCCUGUCAUGACCCAGGGCGCCCGUCCUGGCGAGGAAAACGGAUGGCCCGCUCUCUACGACACCUUCGACCGAUACCUCAACGCCGUCUUGGAGAUGAUCGACGAGUGUGCGCUGAUCAACGAGCCUGCUCAGGUUAAUAAGUCCGGACAUUCGCGCCGCACCGACUCCGGCAUCAGCUUCGGUCCCCGUCCUCCCUCCCGCCCCACUACCUCCCACUCCUCAGACACCGAGAAGCCCCUUCCCGAGUUCCCUGCCCCCAGCGAUGGCGCCAGCAAGCAUGGCUCCGUGCUCGAGCGAUUCGCUUACUCCAUCUCAUCCUGGGGCAAGAACGGCAAGAAGGCCCGCAACCUGCGCAAGAUGCAAUCCUGCAAGGAGCUUAAGCCCGAGAAAGCCAAGGUCGUGACCGACUUCUCCAAGAUGUCCUUUGACCUGACCGAGCAGAAGCGCCGCCGUCUGAUCGACGAGGCCAUCGCUCGCAAAGCUGUCGAGGAAGCCGAGGCGGAUGCAAAGACCAUUGGUCAGGCCAUCUAA